CGACAAACGGCGCCGUUUAAGUUAGGUUUUUUUUUCUUCUGAUAAACACAAAAACUACAGCAAACAGAAACACAACUCAAUCCAAGCAGCCAUAGCAGAGCCGCGCUUCCCUGCCGCAUCCUUACCGCCGCCCGUUGCUCACUCCCUACGGCAGCCGUCCCUCACCAUCUCACAUUCAUCAUAGUUCUUAGCUAUUCGCGCACUCUUCACUUCAAUUUUACCGAUUUUACUAGUUCAGUUUUGUUGUUCUCAAAAUGUUGCGUAGAAACGUCCGUUUGCGGAGAGAGUAUUUGUAUAGAAAAAGCUUAGAAGGAAACGAACGCGCACUUUAUGAGAAGAAGCGCAAAAUCAGAGAAGCUCUUCAAGAAGGGAAGCCUAUACCAACUGAGCUCAGAAAUGAGGAGGCAGCGCUUCGUCGUCAAAUUGAUCUGGAAGAUGAAAACACAGCUGUCCCAAGAACACACAUUGAUGAUGAGUAUGCAUUUGCUUCUGAGAAAGAUCCUAAAGUUAUGCUGACCACAUCCAGGGAUCCAAGUGGUCCUCUUCAACAGUUUGUAAAGGAGUUGAGUAUUGUCUUUCCCAACGCUCAAAGAAUAAACCGUGGUGGUCAGGUUAUUUCAGAGAUAAUAGAUGCUUGCCGGUCCCACGACUAUACAGAUGUAAUCUUGGUUCACGAACACCGUGGUGUGCCUGAUGGUCUAACUGUUUGCCAUCUACCAUUUGGCCCAACUGCAUAUUUUAGUUUACUCAAUGUGGUUACAAGGCAUGAAAUUAAAGAUAAAAAAGCUGUUGGAACUAUGCCUGAGGCUUAUCCGCAUGUUAUUCUCGAAAAUUUCUCAACUAAGUUAGGUGAAAGGACUGCCAAUAUUCUAAAAUAUCUGUUUCCGGUGCCAAAACCUGACACAAAGCGUAUUGUUACUUUUGCCAACAAUUCGGACUAUAUCUUGUUCAGGCAUCAUAUAUAUGAAAAACGUGGGGGUCCUAACUCUGUAGAAUUGAAGGAAAUCGGUCCACGGUUUGAUUUGCGACCAUAUCAGAUAAAAUUGGGAACAGUGGAUCAAGAUGAAGCUCAAACAGAGUGGGUCCUCAGACCAUACAUGAACACUACCAAGAAGCGGAAGUUUCUUAGUGAUUGAUGCAUGCAUAGCAAUAUCAAAUGUGAAGGACCGGCGGUGACGGCGGCGGUAUUGUAGAUGCAGCUAAAUAAUAUUAUUCACUCUUUGGUUUCACACUUCAUUGAGACUGUAGAAGAAAAGCUGAAAAUUUUGGAAUGGAGAUUAGUUAACAUCGUAACAACAAAAGUAUGAGAGAAGUGAAAAUUGAACGUGCUUGUUGCUAAAUUUUGGAUGUAAUUUAAUCUUAUGAAUUUACUUUUUUAUUCUUCUUGGUUGUGUUAUGUCAUUUACUCAUGUGUUAAACAUACCAAGUACAAGAGUAUCUAUCUAUUUUAAAUUUUGAGAAAAA
Lathyrus oleraceus (garden pea) is the source of this 1464-nucleotide messenger RNA. RefSeq lists its product as uncharacterized. Gene Ontology annotation, biological process: rRNA processing. The transcript has 9 exons. NCBI's taxonomy places the organism in Eukaryota, Viridiplantae, Streptophyta, Magnoliopsida, Fabales, Fabaceae. Gene Ontology annotation, cellular component: Mpp10 complex; small-subunit processome; nucleolus. Gene Ontology annotation, molecular function: rRNA primary transcript binding; snoRNA binding. The coding region runs from base 255 to 1136 and encodes 293 amino acids. The record is from RefSeq and is a predicted model, not a curated record.